AUGAAAGCAGUGAUCGGUUUGCUAAUUUUAGCUUCAGCUAUAAUUCUUGUUUCUGCUCAGAUAGAAGGAAGAACUUUUGGAUUAUUUAAGAAAAAACCAGCAACAACGAAAAAACCAGCAUCACAAAUAAUAUGGAAAACACCAAGUCAAGUGCGGCCUUACAUUCAAAAAUAUUACCCGAAUCCUAAAUACCCAAGUGCAGCUAUUCAACCGUAUUAUCAACCAUCGAAAGGAUGUAUAUGUUUACCGGGACUUCCUGGACCACCUGGUGCUAUGGGUGUGCCGGGGACAACAGGAAGACCAGGAGUGAAAGGAGGAAGAGGAGAUGACGGUUUUAUAGGUUAUAAGGGAAAAAAUGGCGAAAGAGGUUUAAAAGGAGAUCGUGGUGCUAGAGGACUUGCAGGAAGUAAAGGAAUCCAAGGUGAAGAUGGAGAAAAAGGUCAAAAAGGAAUAAGAGGAUCGGAAGGACAAGCAGGAAGGAAAGGAAUGAAAGGCAGAAGAGGACAGGUAGGGUCAAGAGGAAUGAUUGGUCAAACAGGGGCUAUUGGACCAUCCGAGCCCACAACAACAACUACUACAACAGAGCCCACAACAAUGACAACAACCACAACCAAAGAGCCCACAACAACAACUACUACAACAGAGCCCACAACAACAACUACUACAACAGAGCCCACGACAACAACUACUACAACAGAGCCCACAACAACGACAACCACUACAGAACCAAUAACUACUACAACAACCACAGAGCCCACAACAACAACUACAACUACAGAACCAACAACUACUACUACAACCACAGAGCCUACAACAACAACUACUACAACAGAGCCCACAACAACAACUACUACAACAGAGCCCACAACAACUUCAACAACUACAACCACAGAGCCCACAACAACAACUACUACAACAGAGACCACAACAACGACAACAACUACAACCACAGAGCCCACAACAACAACUACUACAACAGAGCCCACAACAACUACUACAACAGAGCCCACGACAACAACUACUACAACAGAGCCCACAACAACGACAACAAAGCCCACAACAACAACUACUACAACAGAGCCCACAACAACGACAACCACUACAGAACCAACAACUACUACCACAACCACAGAGCCCACAACAACAACUACUACAACAGAGCCCACGACAACAACUACAACUACAGAACCAACAACUACUACUACAACCACAGUGCCCACAACAACAACUACUACAACAGAGCCCACAACAACAACUACAACUACAGAACCAACAACUACUACUACAACCACAGAGCCCACAACAACAACUACUACAACAGAGCCCACAACAACGACAACAACCACAACCACAGAGCCCACAACAACAACUACUACAACAGAGCCCACAACAACAACUACAACUACAGAACCAACAACUACUACAACAACCACAGAGCCCACAACCACAACUACAACUACAGAACCAACAACUACUACUACAACCACAGAGCCAACAACAACAACUACUACAACAGAACCCACAACAACGACAACAACUACAGAACCAACAACUACUACUACAACCACAGAGCCCACAACAACAACUACUACAACAGAACCCACAACAACGACAACAACUACAACCACAGAGCCCACAACAACAACUACUACAACAGAGCCCACGACAACAACUACAACUACAGAACCAACAACUACUACUACAACCACACCCACAACAACAACUACAACUACA
This is a messenger RNA of Episyrphus balteatus (marmalade hoverfly), 1734 nucleotides long. RefSeq lists its product as uncharacterized. The annotation marks the transcript as partial. The record is from RefSeq and is a predicted model, not a curated record. Lineage: Eukaryota; Metazoa; Arthropoda; Insecta; Diptera; Syrphidae. The transcript has 5 exons.